Branchiostoma floridae (Florida lancelet) is the source of this 1551-nucleotide messenger RNA. Its product is annotated as SLIT and NTRK-like protein 4. Gene Ontology annotation, molecular function: protein binding. Gene Ontology annotation, cellular component: extracellular matrix. The record is from RefSeq and is a predicted model, not a curated record. Bases 337 to 1518 code for a protein of 393 amino acids. Lineage: Eukaryota; Metazoa; Chordata; Leptocardii; Amphioxiformes; Branchiostomatidae. The transcript is spliced from 7 exons.
CGUCAUACCAUUCGAUCACCUGCAGCGCCUACGUGAACAAGCUAAUACUAAGGUCAAUAACCUCUGUGCAUGUAUCCACAGAACAUUCAGGCGUACGUUUCCUUGGUCCUUACAGCGUCGGAAGGAAACUACAACGUCUUGGGAAAUGUGGACGUCUUGUGUACCAUCUCAGGUGUACCGUCUUACGCCGCGUUGAGGAACCUUAUGCCUGAAAUUCUCAGAUCAGCUCAAGUCACCUUGCCAGCCCGGCAGUGUCACAGUGUGGCUGGGAGCUAGCUAAGACAACUCGAGACUUGUUAAGGAACACCUUUGGAGUCUUGAGAAGUUCCAGGCACCAUGGCCCCCCAGAUGAAGAAGCUGUUUGUUCUGGUACUGCUUCUCCUUGCGGAACCCGGCCCAAUUGCAGGCUGUGCAGACAGAUGCAGCUACGAGUCUCAGUUCAGCUUUGACAUGUUCUGCCCCUGUGACGGGCUGGGCUUCAGCACUGUCCCACAGUUCCUGCCGGCUGACGUCACUAGACUGGACCUGUCGCGAAACGCCAUCACAACCUUAGACUGGACUGAUUUCUCCAGGUACCCCAGGGUGAAAAGUCUAAACCUCGAGUCCAACCACAUCUCCACCAUCAACAGCGGCGCGUUCCACAACCUGAGCAGCCUAACGGCGCUGCACCUGGCCGAUAACAGGCUCACCAGCAUCCGGGCAGACAUGUUCUAUGGCUUACAUGUUCUGGAGUUCCUAGAUCUCGAUCAGAACAGCAUCCGGGACAUCGAGCCGGGAACGUUCAACAACACUCCGCAGCUCAAUACGCUGAAGGUUGCCCAAAAUAGGGUCACCACGGUUCCAGGUGCAAUGUUCGGGCUGAACAUGUCCGUUGUCCAAGAGCUGGAUUUCCAGAGCAACCAGAUCGGUGCCUUUCCCUUUGAAGAACUGGCAGCUCUGAACAUCUCCACGCUGGACAGGCUCCAUCUGCAGUACAACCGAAUGACGACCCUUCCCUUUGCGGCGUAUGACGUCCUGACGUUGGCUUCCCUGACGUUCGUUAACGUGGAGCGGAACCCCUGGCAGUGUGACUGCAGGAUGCUUCCCUUUAAGCAGAGAAUGACGGGAUUCUACACGGUUGAGUACAGCAUCACCUGUGCGGGGCCUGCUAAUCUACAGGGAAAGGGUUUACUACAGGACGUUAGUCCUGAAGAUCUCGUCUGUGUAACGACGACAACAUCAACAGCGUCUGUUGUAACUGUCCAUCCGGAACCGUUGAGCACGACAACACGGACACCGGCACCUUCUCCAACAGGUGUGCGUACAUCCGGCACCUCGCAGGCGCAGCCGGGAAGGACGGUGGGCACCGGGGCUUCUCACUGCGUCUUCCCCGUACAGGUGUUCCUGACGGGGUUCCUGCCAGGUGUGUUGGUCGGGGCUCUUCUCGCCUCCGCUGUGUUCCUCUCCAUCUGGUGUUUCUACAGAAGGAAGAGUGCCGAAUCUGUACCGGAAAACAGCGCUAUGUUCAGUCUUCAGUAACACAGUACCACUGCUAAUGUCACAAGGACCAGA